Messenger RNA from Microdochium trichocladiopsis, 1919 nucleotides. RefSeq lists its product as uncharacterized. The coding region runs from base 234 to 1838 and encodes 534 amino acids. The transcript has 2 exons. Gene Ontology annotation, biological process: regulation of DNA-templated transcription. The record is from RefSeq and is a predicted model, not a curated record. Gene Ontology annotation, molecular function: zinc ion binding; DNA-binding transcription factor activity, RNA polymerase II-specific. NCBI's taxonomy places the organism in Eukaryota, Fungi, Ascomycota, Sordariomycetes, Xylariales, Microdochiaceae.
CAUGUCUGUGUCCAUACAUCUUGUCCCGGCACCCUCGGGCUGGCAUGUCGAUGCGCCAACCUCGGUUUUCCCUGGAGACAUCAUCCAGUCUGCCCGACUACACCAGCAGCUUAGCAGCCAAGCCGUGCUCGACUGUGUUGUACCGGAACAGCCUGUCGGAGUAAGUCGACGCCAACCUCAUUAGCGGGCUUCACCUCGCUCCGUCUCGCGAGUAUCCGGCAGACCGCCGCCCAAUGGCUCGGAAGGGGUCCCGCAAGGUCCGGACCGGGUGCCUGACCUGCAAGGUCCGCAAGAUCAAGUGCGAUGAAGGCAAGCCGAGCUGCCAGCGGUGCACCAGCACGGGGCGCAAAUGCGACGGGUACGCCGAGGCGAGCCCGCCGCCGACCGGGACGCUGUGGUACCGGCCCCGGACGGCGUUCCAGGGCGUCGACGAUGCGGCCGAGCUCCGGGCCAUCCAGCGCUUCACCGAGGACUUGAGCCCCGUGCUGGCCGGCCACCUCGACCCGUACUUCUGGACGCACCUAGUCAUGCAGUUCUCACACUUUGAGCCUGCUGUCCGCCACUCCCUCGUCGCCAUCAGCGCUCUCCAUGACCAGCCCACCGCCCUCACCACCACCCGGCCCCAGCUCGCCGACAACCCUUUCGCCCUCCACCACUACAAUGCCGCUAUCCGCAAGCUACGCGCCAUGCGCAACGAGCCCCUCGCCCUCCUCGUCUGCAUCCUCUUCACCUGUAUCGAGGUCCUCCAGGGCAACAAGCCCGCCGCCAGCGCCCAUUGCCGACAUGGCACCCUCAUCCUUUCUCAUGUCGAGAAGACAUAUCCCUGGGCCCGCCGGUACCUGUCCCCCAUAUUCCGCCGCAUCAACAUCAUGCCCUUUUUCUUCGGCCAGCCAGACUUCCCCCGUAUGACCGAGCUCGACGACCCUAUCCCGUUCUCCUUUGCCGACCUGAGUGACGCCCAGCUCCACCUCGACGGCAUCAUAAACCGCGCCAUCCAUCUCCUGCGCUACGGCAUGAUCAACCGCCCCAACACGCCAAACUAUGCCUCCCUACCUAUCCCCCAGGCAAUCCUCGACGAGCAGCUCGAUCUCAUGCGGCGCCUCAAGCAGUGGCAUGCCAGCUUCGCGGCGAUGCGCGGGAAUCCUGCCAGUCCAAGGACAAACGCCAGAACUAGCGCCCACAUGCGCUUCAUGGCUGGCAGCGCCCGUGUAUGGGUUGAGACGACCUUCAAGGACGACGAGAUGAUGUACGACCAGUAUAUCCACGUCUUUCGAGAGCUCGUUGACGAAGCAACCAAGAUUGAGCUUCUCACCAUGGGGCGAGAAGACAGUGACGCCAGUGACACUGACGACAGCAGCAGCAGCAGCAGCAGCCACAGCAGGGAUUCCGACGGCGCAACAACAGAGCGGCCCAGAUUCACCUUUGAGAUGGGCUAUACGCCAGGUCUCUACUUCAUCGUGCUCAAGUGCCGCUGCCUCGCGACGCGGCUCCGCGCCCUCUCGUUGCUGCGGACCCUUAGCGUAGCGAGGGAAAACCUCUGGGAGACUGCUGCGCACUACGCCACUGGGAAGCGGGUAAUUGAGCUCGAGCACCAGAUCUCACUCGGCGAUGACGAGAUGCCCCUCGCCGAGGCAACUUCGGUCGCCUGGAAUGAGCGGCCCCCUGACGUGCGCAGGAUACGGUCGACCGACUCGACGGCAGAUCUGAGCGUACGAACAGACGCCGGCACAGGCCAGCCAGUCUACGAGAGACAGGGAACAUUUUAUUAUGGCUCGUCCGGAGGCGGGUUGUACGCUUAUACGGAAAUGUUACCAGAGAUACCGAAAAGGUGGUGGUAGAUUAUUCUCUACCCGAGAUCGUGUCUGCAUGAAAUCGUCCUCAUUAUUUAUACAAGAUUCUACUUGCUACGUCACGGACCC